Messenger RNA from Colletotrichum phormii, 1979 nucleotides. Its product is annotated as kinase-like domain-containing protein. Bases 1 to 1539 code for a protein of 512 amino acids. The transcript is spliced from 2 exons. Gene Ontology annotation, molecular function: ATP binding; protein serine/threonine kinase activity. Gene Ontology annotation, biological process: peptidyl-serine phosphorylation; peptidyl-threonine phosphorylation. The record is from RefSeq and is a predicted model, not a curated record. NCBI's taxonomy places the organism in Eukaryota, Fungi, Ascomycota, Sordariomycetes, Glomerellales, Glomerellaceae.
AUGACUUCUUCAUCUCUUUUUCCAAAGUUGAAAGACGCUCAUCGACGUUCUUCUGUCAUUGGCCAGGACUACCUGCCAGUCAGCAGUCUGUACGAUCUCAUCACCAAGGAGACCGUCGAAAAGGAGCUCCCUAGAAGCCUCAUCAAUAGGAUGCUCCCUGAUAGCCUCCCAAGCAAAAUCUUGAAGAACGCAAGACGGCUAUUUGCAACCCUUGUGAUGAUCGGAGAGCCUUCCGCAAUUCGAAAGCUGGUCGGCGAUGGUCUUACCGAUGACGAUUUGCCGUUUGCUAGGCCAACUCAUGACCAUCACGGUGGUAUUUUGGAGACAAAGGGGAGACUGGAAGUCAGGUCAUUUCAAGACUGGAACAACGAGGCUAAGGUGGAUAUGUUUCUGGAAAAGCAAUGGGACUUUCUUGCCCCAACAUUGGAUGUCUCGGGGACAUCUGCGGUCUUUCAAGUGGAUUCAAAAUGCCCGCUGCCAUUCUUGAGGGCAGCCCCACUUCGGGGUGAACACAGCAAUAUUGUCUACAAGAGCGAGCUACAUGCAGCUCACCAAACCGGUUCUGAGGCGCAAAAUACGGACAUGGUAAUCGCACUUAAGGUAUUUCACAGGUCUGAAGGGUUUGAAUUAUUUGAGAAGGAAAAGGAGAACCUCCUGAAGACUCGCGGUAUCGAAGACAGACAUCUCAUUCGGCACUUGUUCUUCUGCGAGAGAGGUCAGUCUUACUUCAUAGCCUUCCCAUGGGCAGAAGGGGGGAAUCUCCAGGAGUUCUGGAUGCUACAUACGUCAAAUCGGGAGUACAUGCUGUGGUCUCUGCAACAGAUGCUUGGACUCAGUGGUGCUCUCCGGAAGCUCCACGACAUCAAUUUCCGUCAUGGAGACCUCAAGCCCGGGAACAUCCUUCACUUCCCACACGGCGGGCUAGGUAAUCUUGUUGUUGCAGAUGUCGGGAUUUCGAAGGUCCACACAGCUGCUACAUAUGAGAGAUCCAUAAGCACCUUCACCAGAGCGACUACACCUUCAUACGAAGCACCAGAAGCCACUCAGAAGACAAAUAAGCCUAGACCUCGCAGAUACGAUAUUUGGUCAAUGGCAUGCAUUUAUCUCGAAUUUGUUAUCUGGAUGAUUCACGGGUUCAGUGCCAUCAAUAGCUUUGCCGAAUUCAGGGAGGACAGGACGUCCAUUAUCCCAACUUCAAACUUUUACGCGCUUCGGGGAGAUAGUGCGGUUAUCCAUCCUUCGGUACUUGAGGCGUUUGUAGCUCUGCGAGGCGAUCCCCGCUGCGGGGAUGACACAGCGCUAGGCGCCGUCAUCAAUCUAAUCACCCAGCACUUGCUCUUGGUUCAAGUAGACGAUCGCGUUACCGCAGACAUUUUGUACGAGAAGCUCGAACAAAUCGUCCGUCGCGCUACCACAGACCCCUCUUUCAUAAUGAAUCAAGCAACAGCUCCCCAGGAGAAACCAGCUGUAUUCGGGCGGCCGGUUAAGAUUCCCGCAUGGUUGAGAAAAGCCACCAGCUGGGAGCAACAGGAGAUUUAAGCUGGAGGAUAUGUUUUGUUCUCUGUGUUUCACUUUUGACCGAGGUCUUCGGCGGAAAAUUUUGACCUAGGCACGAUUUCUUUUUUUCAAUCUGAUCGGCACUUUUCGGACGUUCGGGACGAUGUGUUCAGUUCACUUUUCAAAUGAGUAAUACUCUCUCGGAGUGGAUGAUUAGGCACCAGCCCGCGAUACAAGUAACAAACAGUGAUCUCUUUCUCUUCACCAAUAUAUUACGGCACACAGUUCGCUCGCAACAUUUCAACGAGGGCUAAGGUAGCACAUGAUAGCCGUCAAGCGCGAGUCGUUCUCAUAGGUACCUAGUCAAAAAAGCUAAUGGAGUCUUGGUUCCAUUGCCUAACUACGAUAGCUACAUGUAUCAAAUAAGCCUUCCUCUGCGUGACAGACUUCUUCCAGAAGAUCUGCCCGCGGUACUAGGAGAU